GGUGGCGUGGGUUUGACCUGUUCUCCCUCCUGGCUCAGCACGGGCCCGAGCACCCAGUGUCCUUCCUGGAGCAUCUCUGCUUGGAAGGGCGUCCCCACAGGGCUGCUGGUUAAAUUUAGUGUGGGGGGUGGGGCAGCUGUCCAAGGUCCACCUGCCACCAGGGCUGCCACUUGGGCUCUACUGCCAGGGGGCGGGCAGGGGCUGGCUCUUCCUGGGGCCAGGCCCAUAUUAACCUGUGCUCCAGCCUGGGGGCCAGAGGUCCAGGCCUGCACCGGGGAGGCCGUUGUGGCAGCGGAGCAGAGAAGUGCAAGAGUCAUGGCCUCAAGCACAGUUGACCAGAGCCAGGUGGCAGGGAAUGGGCUUCGGGAGAAGGUGCUGACGCUGAACAGCAUGAACCCGAGAGUGCGGAAGGUGGAGUAUGCAGUGCGUGGCCCCAUAGUGCAGCGAGCCUUGGAGCUGGAGCAGGAACUGCGCCAGGGUGUGAAGAAGCCUUUCACCGAGGUCAUCCGUGCCAACAUCGGAGAUGCACAGGCUAUGGGGCAGAGGCCCAUCACCUUCCUGCGCCAGGUCCUGGCCCUCUGUGUCAACCCUGAUCUUCUGAACAGCCCCAACUUCCCUGAUGAUGCCAAGAGAAGAGCGGAGCGCAUCCUGCAGGCAUGCGGGGGCCACAGCCUGGGGGCCUACAGCAUCAGCUCUGGCAUCCAGCUGAUCCGGGAGGACGUGGCGCAGUACAUUGAGAGGCGAGACGGAGGCAUCCCUGCUGAUCCCAACAACGUCUUCCUGUCCACAGGGGCCAGCGACGCCAUCGUGACGGUCCUGAAGCUGCUGGUGGCUGGUGAGGGCCACACGCGCACGGGCGUGCUCAUCCCCAUCCCGCAGUACCCGCUCUACUCGGCCACGCUGGCAGAGCUGGGCGCGGUGCAGGUGGAUUACUACCUGGAGGAGGAGCGCGCCUGGGCGCUGGACGUGGCCGAGCUUCACCGCGCCCUGUGCCAGGCGCGUGACCACUGCCGCCCUCGUGCGCUCUGUGUCAUCAACCCCGGCAACCCCACCGGGCAGGUGCAGACCCGUGAGUGCAUCGAGGCCGUGAUCCGCUUCGCCUUCCAAGAGCGGCUCUUUCUGCUGGCUGACGAGGUGUACCAGGACAACGUGUACGCGGCGGGCUCACAGUUCCACUCUUUCAAGAAGGUGCUCAUGGAGAUGGGGCCACCCUAUGCCAUGCAGCAGGAGCUCGCCUCCUUCCACUCCACCUCCAAGGGCUACAUGGGCGAGUGUGGGUUCCGCGGCGGCUACGUGGAGGUGGUGAACAUGGACCCUGCGGUGCAGCAGCAGAUGCUUAAGCUGAUGAGCGUGCGGCUGUGCCCGCCGGUGCCAGGCCAGGCCCUGCUGGACCUGGUGGUCAGCCCACCCGCGCCCACUGACCCCUCCUUCAUGCAGUUCCAGGCUGAGAGGCAGGCAGUGCUGGCAGAGCUGGCGGCCAAGGCCAGGCUCACCGAGCAGGUCUUCAGUGAGGCUCCAGGCAUCAGCUGCAACCCAGUGCAGGGCGCCAUGUACUCCUUCCCUCGGGUGCAGCUCCCCCCGAGGGCGGUGCAGCGUGCUCAGGAGCUGGGCCUGGCCCCUGACAUGUUCUUCUGCCUGUGCCUUCUGGAGGAGACCGGCAUCUGUGUGGUGCCUGGGAGCGGCUUUGGGCAGCGGGAAGGCACCUACCACUUCCGGAUGACCAUUCUGCCCCCCUUGGAGAAGCUGCGGCUGCUGCUGGAGAAGCUGACCAGGUUCCAUGCCAAGUUCACCCUCGAGUACUCCUGAGCACCCCAGCUGGGGCCAGGCUGGGCCGCCCUGUGUGCGCUCAGGGCCCUGGGGGCCUUUGGAGCCCACUGCACUUGCUCCUGCUGCCUGCAGGGGCUGGGCCCCUGCCUCUCUGCAGGUCCCUAAUAAAGCUGUGUAUUAGUCUGACUCCAGGGAGGCAGCA
Messenger RNA from Saimiri boliviensis boliviensis (Bolivian squirrel monkey), 1969 nucleotides. RefSeq names its product glutamic--pyruvic transaminase (gene GPT). Gene Ontology annotation, biological process: biosynthetic process. The record is from RefSeq and is a predicted model, not a curated record. Gene Ontology annotation, molecular function: transaminase activity; pyridoxal phosphate binding. Lineage: Eukaryota; Metazoa; Chordata; Mammalia; Primates; Cebidae.